AUGGAUAAAUUUUUGAUUAAGAAACCACGUUCUAGUAGCGAUCUAUCUGUUAGUUCACAUGUAGCUCCAAAAGCUCAAAGAGAGACAAUUACAUCUUCUUCUUCAAAUGUUGAUUGUAUUCUUGGGGUUGGAUCUCUCAAACGGGAUCCCGGAGAAAGAAAAUCCAUCUUUGAAUAUGAUUCUAAUAUUCGAGAUGUUGUGAGGAGACAUUAUAUUUUGAUGGGGCCUUAUCAACCAAAACUUCGUGUAUAUCCUAAAACAACAUUUGGGACUAGUAAUCAGCAAUUUAAUCCUGAGUGGUUUAAUGCUCCAAAUUCUGCUUGGUUGGAAUAUAGCAUAGAUGAUGAUGCUAUAUUUUGUUUGUGUUGUUAUCUCUUCAAGAAUGAAUUUGAAAGUCGUGGUAAUGCGGGAAAAUCAUUUACACAAGAUGGUUUUAAGAAUUGGAACCAUGGUCCGGAAAGGAUUCGAUUGCAUGUUGGUGAGGUGAAUAGUAUUCAUAACAAAUGUUUGAAUAAGAUGCUUGAUUUUGCGAAUCAACGUCAAUCAAUUCAAUCUUCUCUUCACAAGCAAAGUGAAAAAACAAAAAGUGAUUAUCAAAUUCGUUUAAAUGCCUCAAUCAAUGUGGUAAGGUUUCUCCUAAGAAAUGGAUUGCCAUUUCGUGGUCAUGAUGAGAGUGAAGAUUCCGAUUACAAAGGUCUUUUUCUUGAACUUUUGAAAUUUCAUGGGGUUAAUCGUCCGGAUGUGGAAAAGGUGAUAUUACAACAUGCUCCAAAAAAUGAUAUGAUGAUUUGUUCAACAAUUCAAAAAGAGAUUGUGGAUGCUUGUACUAAAGAAACAAUUAAAGCUAUCAUUAAAGACUUGAAUGGUGAUUAUUUUGGAAUGCUAGUUGAUGAGUCAAAGGGCAUUUCACAUAAAGAGCAAAUGGCACUAGUUUUACGAUAUGUUAACAAAAACGGAGAGUUGAUAGAAAGCUUUUUGGGUAUUGUUCAUGUGGGUGAUACAUCCGCAAGAUCAUUGCAAAAAGCAAUUUACUCUUUACUUUUGGAUCACUCGUUAUGCCUAUCAAGACUCCGUGGACAAGGUUAUGAUGGAGCUAGUAAUAUGCAAGGAGAAAAAAAUGGUCUAAAGUCUUUGAUUUUGCAAGAUGCUUCGUCUGCAUAUCAUAUUCAUUGUUUUGCUCACCAAUUGCAAUUGACACUUGUAGCUCUUUCUAAAAAACAUCCGGAUGUGAAAAAUUUCUUUUAUGUUGUCACUAAUGUUUUGAAUACUAUUGGGACAUCUUUUAAACGCAGGGACUUACUUCGACAACACCAAGUUGAGAAGUUGGAAGAAUUGCUUAAAUCUGGAGAAAUUCUUACCGGACAAGGAUUAAAUCAAGAACGUGGCCUCCAACGACCGGAUGAUACUCGUUGGGGAUCCCAUUUCAAAACCUUGGAAAAUUUCAUGAUUAUAUUUUCUUCAAUUGCUAAUGUGCUUAAAGAUAUGAAAGAAAAUUCUCCACAUGAUCUUGAUAAACUUGCGGCAGGUAACCUUUUAGAUAAAAUUCAAGAAUUUGAAUUUAUCUUUGUGUUGCAUUUGAUGUUCAAGAUGUUGCUUCUUACAAAUGAAUUGAACAAAGCUUUACAAAAGAAAGAUCAAGAUAUUGUCAAUGCUAUGGGAUUGCUUAAUCUUUCAAAGAGAAGAUUACAAACAAUGAGAGAGAGUGGUUUGGAGUCUUUGAUGGAUGAGGUUUCUUCAUUUUGUGGUAAACAUGAUAUUUUGGUUCCCGAAAUGACUAAAGACUAUCCAAGAUCGAAGCGUAAGAAGUCCGAAAUUUCAUAUUUACAUCACUUUCGUGUGGAAGUGUUUUAUGCAGUUAUUGAUUUGCAACUUCAGGAGCUCAAUAAUCGUUUUGAUGUUGUGACUAGUGACUUACUCCUUGGCAUGGCUAGUUUGAAUCCGGUUGAUUCAUUUGCUAAUUUUAGUAAGAGAAGAAUAAUGAAUUAUCAACUUGAUAGUUUCAUUGUCUAUGCUCGAGAGUGUGAUAGCAAGUUUCUCAACUUGAAGGGGAUUAAAGAUCUUGCUACGAUGAUGGCACAAACAAAAUUGGAUCAAAUUUGGUCUCUUGUUUAUUUGCUUGUAAAGUUAGCUUUGAUUUUGCCUGUUGCUACGGCAAGUGUGGAAAGAGCAUUCUCCUCAAUGAAGCUCAUCAAAAAUGAUCUACGUAAUAGCAUUGGUGAAGAAUUUUUGAAUGGAUGUUUAGUUUGUAAGAUAGAGCGGAAGAUAUUUGAAAAUAAUGAUAAGGUUAUAGCCUAUGCCUCGAGACAACUCAAGAUUCACGAGAAGAAUUGUUCGACUCAUGAUCUCGAGUUAGCAACAAUGAGGUGGUUAGAGUUGCUUAAGAACUACGACAUGAGUAUCCUCUAUCACUUGGGUAAGGCUAAUGUUGUUGUUGAUGCUUUGAAUAGGUUCUCUAUGGGAAGUACUGCUCAUGUUGAGAAAUGUAAGAAAGAAUUGGCUAAAGAAGUGCACAGACUUUCACAUUUGGGAGUCCAUUUGCUAGAGUCCAAUGAAGGUGGAUUUGUGGUGAAAUGGGGCUGA
Solanum verrucosum is the source of this 2580-nucleotide messenger RNA. RefSeq lists its product as uncharacterized. The transcript has 4 exons. The coding region runs from base 1 to 2580 and encodes 859 amino acids. NCBI's taxonomy places the organism in Eukaryota, Viridiplantae, Streptophyta, Magnoliopsida, Solanales, Solanaceae. The record is from RefSeq and is a predicted model, not a curated record.